CAUAAUAUCUGCAUGGACGCUAUUGGGGCACACGCUAAAGAAGUGUUUAGAGCAACUUUGCAUUGACUGAUUGCAUGUUUGAUGUUUUGCAAGCGCUGUCAUUCUCGUUAAUUUACAAAUGGUCAUACUUACCGUUCUUAUCGUGUCAGCAUUGGCUGCAAGCAUAUCAGGUACACCUGAUUUAUCGGCGCCGGCAUUCAGUAUUCCUUAUAAUGGAUUCCACAUUCAGGUGUACAACUCAUCCGACCUCACAGGCAAUCCUGUGUUGUAUUAUGCGCCAACAGGAAUAAUCCUCCCCAAUUUCACUGAAGUAAUAUUCAAUAAUCAUUCCGAAAGCGUCCAGUUAGCAUUGGAUAUCCGGCUGUGGGAUUACGACUUCGCUCAAACCAUUGAGAGCUAUGUUGCCCAGUGGACCGGCAAAACCGAAUAUCGGCUGCUGCCAGUGCCUUUUAAAUGGAUGCACCUCAAGUACCCAACGGAGUAUUCGGCGUGGAAGUAUGUCCGCAGUGCCUGGCUGCCCAUUGCUCACCUUCCACGCACUGUCUCGAUGCGAAUUCCUUGUCAAACUGUGUCUCAGUGCCGGCGUAUUAAAGACAGCGUGGACACCAAUUUGAAUGCCAACUGGCAACUGAUGUUUGCUAACCGGCCACCCGAACCGAAGAAGGUCAUCAUUACCGUUGAGAAGGGGCAUCUGCUUGGUUCGUCAAUGUUCACAGCUAUCAGUGAGCGUUUAAUCAUGAAUCAAUAUGUUUUCCUAUCAGAAGACGAUUUCUUUACGUUGGUGAGGGAGACAAUUAUCAACAGCCUGGACCACGGUUGGGAAGCCGAUGAAUUUCUGGAUGAUGAACAGCUGCACGGUGCAAUUAGGAAGCUCCUGCCGAAGUUUUGCCAUAAUAUUACUAAUUACGCCAAUUUCACGGAUGGAAUGUGGCAGAGUACGUACUGGCGCAACGCGGACCAACGACCGGAUCGACGAGCACAAAAUCUUAAUAACCGUUUAGCUCCUGCGAACCAGUCGUUGACGGAACUUGUGGCAGCACUUCCGCCAGAUGAUCUAUUACAUUUUGACGAUAAAACAGCCACCGUAAAGCCAUUGCGUAUGUAUUGUGUAAAUAUGGAUAAACUACAGAAUAAAGAGCUUAUGGUUUUUGGCGAUAUCACUGUCCUUGCCGCUAAAGCAACGGCCGACUAUAGUAGCUUCCUCGUGAAACCGGAAGUUAAACGCAUGAAUGCUAUCGAGGGUAACAGCCUAAAGAGCUUUAAGAAGAAGGACGAGGUGGAUACACAUAAUGUCACGAACGAAAUUCAAGACAUUAACCAGCGCCUGGAAAGUUUAGAGGAUAAUGAUGGCUCAGUUCGGACCAAUCUAGCCGAAAUCAAUGCAAAACUGGCGGAUCUCAGAAACGCAACCUUUGUGGAUGACAUUGCACGCAGACGAAUAGAAGCACUGGAAAUGAUAAUUAACCAAACUGCCAUGGAAAGACUGAAAGCGCUGGAAGUUUUGUACGACUCCGUUAUGAAGAAUCUAACUGAGCUGAUCGCGAAGACGGAAAAUUUAACAUCGGCUUCGACAACUGAUUUCGAUCAACGACUCGAAAUUUUGGAGCGGUCUAAUAACGCCAGCCGCGAGAAUAAUGUUACCGUUAUUCUUAGCAAACUCAACGUUACGCUUUCUCCGUUGCACGGACGCCUGCAGACUCUGGAAGGAACGGUUGCUCAGAUACAAGUAAAUGCGACACAGUGUUCCAAGAAAGCCGAUCGUGUUGAAUCCGGAAUGUGGUCAGUACGAAAUCGGAUAGAUGCAGUCGAGUCGAAAGUCGACAACGUGGUGAGAAAAACUGGCAUGGUUAAUGCGGCCAUUGCCUCCGUGACAAAGCUCCGCGGACAAGUGACAAGACUGGAAAGUGCGCAGAGCCGUAGCAGCGACAUGGAGCAUCGCGUUGCCAGCAUGUAUAAUACCAUUUUGCCGGUUGGAUCCAUUGUGGCCUAUCCGGGAAACGGCACGCUGCCACACUGCUGGCUGGAAUGCAAUGGCGAAUCGUUCGAUGCCGCAAAAUAUCAACAAUUAGCCGGCGCUCUGCAAGAAAGCAUUACUCCUAACCUCCGUGGACGGUUUGUACUGGGUGCGGCCGAUCAUUUUCCGUUGGGAAGUGAAGGCGGAGAGGAAAUACACCAGCUGACUCUGGACGAAAUGCCCAGUCAUAGCCAUAAAUUAUCCGAUGGUGCAGUGGGCCGAUAUAACUUUGUAGACAAGCGGCCACGGAUUCAAACAGCGGACUCGAAUAUUGAAUUUCCCGAUGCGACAUUUGCCAGUGGACUGGCAGGGCGGAACGAGGCGCAUAAUAAUAUGCCGCCGUAUCGUGCGAUCUGA
Molecule: messenger RNA, 2371 nt
Organism: Paramacrobiotus metropolitanus
Lineage: Eukaryota; Metazoa; Tardigrada; Eutardigrada; Parachela; Macrobiotidae
Exons: 3
Coding region: 119-2371 (750 amino acids)
Source: RefSeq, a predicted model, not a curated record